AUUUCACGCGAUCGGCUGCUUAUCGAUCGCCGGAGCUGCUGCUUUGGCGGACUACAGUGCCCUUAAGACUGUAUUGAACGAACGCUGCUUCACGUGAGGUGAGAUUACACGUUUUGGGGACUUUAUUUGUGUGCAGUUUUCUACUUUAUUAUUUGUGAGUUUAUUACAUAUGUGAAGCAUUUGUUUAUUUUCUCGCAAGUUUGUUGUUUUGAUGCUCUAUUUACUUUCUUAACUGCAGAUUUUCAUUUUACUGUGUUUUCUGGUUAUGCUGGAAAAUGUUUGAAGACACAAUGAGUCAGGAUAAUUUUAGCCCCGUGAAACGACCUAAUGCUGUGUUUUCAGUAGGUAGGGGUAGUGGGGUUGCUGAAUAUUGUGCUAAGACAGUAUCUGAAACUUCACCCAGAUGUUUUGGGAGGGGUCGAGUAGUCUUUAAUUCAGAUAUUGACAAUGUACACAUGCCUGAUUCAGCUAUUGGUGCUUCUGUGAGCCCAACUGCCUGUUCUACCCCAUUUACACGACCAAAUGCUGAUACUAUCGCUCCUGAGUCUUUAGGGAGUAUUAUUUCUGAUUUGGCACAGAAAAUUGGUGAGAGCAUUUCAGCCAAUCUCAGUUUAGCACAACAGCACAGCCAAGAGCAGUCAAAGUCAUGUGUGCAGUGUUCAAAUGAAUGUGUUGAUGCUUCUAAAUUGAAAGUCAUUAUCCAACAUGAUGUCACACCUCCCCCAUUCUUUAGAGGUGAUCGAAGUGAUUUGUUUACUGUGCAUGAAUGGGAAGACAUGAUGUACAGUUAUUUGAACAGUAAGAAAUGCACUGAUGACGCUGAGGCCUAUGAUUUAAUUUUGGGUAGAUUAGCAGGGAAAGCAAGGGAUAUAGUCAAAGUGUCUUUGCGCAGUGCCCCAGGGCGAACCACUACAGUGCCCUCUAGCACAAUUUUUGAUAUUCUGAAGCGCAACUUCAGUGAGUUGAUGUAUUCAAACAUGCCUAUGGCUGACUUUUAUAACACCCUUCCUAAGGCAAAUGAGAGUCCAAUGGACUACUGGAUACGGCUUAAUAAGGCUAUCGAUGUGGCUGAUGAGUGCUUACGUAGGCGCAACAAGUGCGUUGAGGACCCUGCGGCUGAAGCUGUUAUGAUGUUUGUCUCUCACUGUCCGGAUCCUAGUCUUGCUUUGUCUCUUCAGUUCAAACCUGCUGAACAAUGGAGUGCUACCGAGAUACAGGAGCGUUUGGACUGCCAUCGCAGGAACAUGAAAAGAGAUUCCGCUAGGAGCCCUCGCUACACACCUGGGUCUGCUUGCCAUCAGAACACUGUGACUGUAUGUGACGAUCCUAUACCUAGUUCCACCAAACAGCCUGAACUCUCAUCCGGCAGUCACAAUAUUCAGACGCUCAGCUCAAUCCCAACGCUGCUCCUUUCUCUCCCAAUACUAAUGUGCAGCAUCUGGUUGGUAUGAUGGAUAAAGUCCUAUCAUUAUGCACUGCUUCACUGUCAUUGUCUAACACUGCAUGUCCCAACAGAUCCUCAGAUUUUAAGUCCAACGUGAGCCAGGCAUGUAGAGUGUGUCAGUCCAAAGAGCACACCACAUAUACUCACUGUAUGCGUCAGAGACUUUGUCGUAACUGCCUCAAGCCUGGACACUUUAAGAGUAGUUGCCCCAUGGCAGCGAACCUAGAACAACCUUCUCCUAGCACUCAGUUAAACUAGAAAGCCCAUGCAUG
Molecule: messenger RNA, 1716 nt
Organism: Silurus meridionalis
Lineage: Eukaryota; Metazoa; Chordata; Actinopteri; Siluriformes; Siluridae
Exons: 2
Coding region: 276-1451 (391 amino acids)
Source: RefSeq, a predicted model, not a curated record